CGGGCUGCUCCGAGUGUCCGCGGCGGUGCGGCGGCGCGAAGGGCGAGUAGAGGUGGCGGGGCGGGCGCGGGCCCGGGACCAGGUUGGGAAAGCGGGACCGUCGGCGGCCGCCCUCCCGCACGGGAAAGUCUGGCCGCCCGGCCCGGGACCCCCAGCGAUGAAGUCUUACACUCCGUACUUCAUGCUCCUGUGGAGUGCCGUGGGCAUAGCCAAGGCUGCCAAAAUCAUCGUGGUGCCGCCCAUCAUGUUUGAGAGCCACAUGUACAUCUUCAAGACGCUGGCCUCGGCCCUGCACGAGCGCGGCCACCACACGGUGUUCCUGCUGUCGGAGGGCCGCGACAUCGCCCCGUCCCGGCACUAUAGCCUGCACCGCUACCCCGGCCUCUUCAACAGCACCACCUCGGACGCCUUCCUGCAGUCCAAGAUGCGGAAUAUCUUCUCGGGCAGGUUGACGGCCAUCGAGCUCUUUGACAUCCUGGACCACUACACCCAGAACUGCGACAUGAUGGUGGGGAACCAGGCGCUCAUCCGGGGCCUGAAGAAGGAGAAGUUCGACCUGCUGCUGGUGGACCCCAACGACAUGUGCGGGUUCGUGAUCGCGCACCUGCUGGGGGUGAAGUACGCCGUGUUCUCCACGGGCCUCUGGUACCCAGCCGAAGUGGGCGCACCUGCCCCAUUGGCCUACGUCCCUGAGUUCAACUCCCUCCUCACCGACCGCAUGAACUUACUGCAGCGGAUGAAGAACACGGGUGUCUACCUCAUCUCCAGGCUGGGUGUCAGCUUCCUGGUUCUCCCCAAGUACGAGAGGAUCAUGCAGAAGUACAACCUGCAGCCCGAGCGGUCCAUGUACGAGCUGGUCCAUGGCUCCAGUCUCUGGAUGCUGUGCACGGACGUGGCGCUCGAGUUCCCCCGGCCCACGCUGCCCAACGUGGUAUACGUCGGGGGCAUCCUCACCAAGCCGGCCCGGCCACUUCCAGAAGAUCUCGAAAGGUGGGUCAAUGGUGCUAACGAACACGGCUUUGUCCUGGUGUCCUUUGGAGCUGGAGUCAAGUAUCUGUCAGAAGACAUCGCUGUCAAACUGGCAGGAGCGCUGGGCAGGUUGCCGCAGAAGGUGAUCUGGAGGUAUUCUGGAACCAAACCAAAGAACCUCGGAAACAACACAAAGCUCAUUGAAUGGCUACCGCAAAAUGACCUCCUGGGGCACUCGAAUAUUAAGGCCUUCCUGAGCCACGGGGGUCUGAACAGUAUCUUUGAAACCAUGUACCAUGGUGUGCCCGUGGUGGGCAUCCCGCUCUUCGGAGACCACUAUGACACCAUGACGCGGGUGCAGGCCAAGGGCAUGGGGAUCUUGCUGGAGUGGAAGACGGUCACUGAGGGCGAGCUCUAUGAAGCGCUGGUGAAUGUUAUCAACAACCCCAGCUACCGUCAGAGAGCCCAGAAGCUAUCUGAGAUCCACAAGGACCAGCCUGGCCACCCGGUCAACCGCACCGUCUACUGGAUCGAUUACAUUCUCCGCCAUAACGGGGCCCGUCACUUGCGUGCCGCUGUCCAUCAGAUUUCUUUCUGUCAGUAUUUUUUACUGGACAUUGCCUUGGUGCUUUUGCUGGGUGCUGCUUUGUUUUACUUCCUCUUGUCCUGGGUGACAAAAUGUAUCUUCAGGAAAGUCAAGAGUCUGUGGUCUGGUAAGAAGCAAAGCACCGUAAAUGGACAUUACCAUAAUGGGAUCCUCAAUGGCAAGUACAAAAGAAAUGGCCACAUUAAACAUGAAAAGAAGGUGAAAUGAGGGUAGCUUCCCCGGGGAGUAACACACCUGUUCAGUCACUGAAGUUUUGUCGCUCUAAUUUAGUCUAACAACUACUAAAAGUCAGACGUCAGUAAAUCAUUCUAACACUCCCUCCUAAGACCGCACUCAUGGAAUUCUGUGGAAUUAAGAUGGCCGUACAAAGCACAAAUUUAAACAUGCAAACCUGCAUUUUAUUUGAAUACUGAUGCAGAAAGUUUGGGCACUGAACCUUUUAGAAGCCUUAAUUAUUUAAAUUAAGUGACCAUGUCAGACCGUAGUUUGAGAACUCGCUCUAUGUGUGUCCCAGAUGAGGAAUGAUUUCUCGUUAAAGAGUGUCUGAGUGCAUGUGUAAAUGUGAGUGUGAAUGUUUAUAUGUGAGUAUGUGUGUGUGUGUGUGUGUGUGUGUGUGUGUGUGUCUUUCCUAACUACUUUUAGCUGGCUGCUUUGUUCCAUUGUUGAAGGUACAGCCCGUUCAAGAAUGACUGAGAGGAAGCUAGUUAGGCUCCAUGUCCAACUCUAUCUCUUCUAGAAUUUAAUCUGUGUGAACUCAGAACAUUUCCCACACCUUGCCUCUAAAGCUGAAUGCAGAGAAGGAGAAUGCAAGAAUGAGUGGCACCUGUUUUGUUUUGCUCCUGUUUUCAAUUUUAAAUUUUUGUGUCUUUUCCUUUUCUU
Sorex fumeus (smoky shrew) is the source of this 2455-nucleotide messenger RNA. RefSeq names its product UDP glycosyltransferase 8 (gene UGT8). The record is from RefSeq and is a predicted model, not a curated record. The transcript has 6 exons. Gene Ontology annotation, molecular function: UDP-glycosyltransferase activity. The coding region runs from base 158 to 1783 and encodes 541 amino acids. Lineage: Eukaryota; Metazoa; Chordata; Mammalia; Eulipotyphla; Soricidae.